UAAAUAUCUUCUAUCGGUCAGUAGCUCGUUUGGUGUACUUGAAAAUACAAAUACGAAAUCUCAAAAUUCUUUCCACUUUUUACUUCGAUAAAUUCGCUUUUCUCAGUAUUUUUGAUUUCGUGACCAGCGGGCAAAGUCCUAGCAGAGACUUUUCUUCAUUUCUCACUCCUGUGUACUAAUACUACUACUACUACUACUUUUUUAUUCGAAUUAUUUUGCAAUUUGUUAUCCCGGUAUGAGCUCAAGACUUACCUACCGUUUUGGCGAUCAAAGUCUGCGUCAAAUUAAAAAUAUGCAACGGGAGGAUGCUUAUACCAAAGAGGCCACUCUAAAGAACCAAGCGAAACGGGAAUUGGCCAAUGGAAUCGACAAGGAUCCAAUUUACAAAUUGCGCCUACAGUGCUUCAGUCGCGGUGCCACAGGCAUCUUGGGUCUAUCAAGGGCAUUUCGGGUUAUGGACACAGAUGGCAGCAAAGCCCUUAACAAAGAAGAGUUCAAAUCUGGAAUUACCGAAAUGGGCUUAGAUCUGAAAGAUUCGGAAAUUGAUAAUAUGUUCGCUAAUUUCGACACUGAUGGAAAUGGAAGCAUUAAUAUGACUGAGUUUUUGGUGAAACUACGUCCACCCAUGAACAAGUGCCGCCUGAAUAUUAUUGAUAAAGCCUUUAAGAAAAUGGAUCGUAAUGGGGAUAAUCAAAUUUCAGUUGCCGACUUAAAGAACGUUUACUCGGUGCGAGAUCAUCCCAAGUAUUUAAGUGGCGAAUUGACCGAGUCUGAGAUAUUGACCGAUUUCCUAAAGAAUUUUGAAGCUGGUGCCCCCAAUCCAGAUGGCAUAGUAACUAAAGAGGAGUUCAUCAAUUAUUAUGUAACAAUUAGUGCUUCUAUCGAUAAUGAUGCCUACUUUGAUUUGGUUAUGCGACGCGCCUACAAACUUUAGAUGUGGAACCUUUUCAAGUUACUUCAAAUUGCAAAUUAUUCGUAAAAAAAGGAUUUCGUAAUUAUCUAUCUAGAUAAAAUAGUAUAUAUAUAUAUAUAUUUUGCCAAUGUAUCGGUAUUGCACGAUUACUCUUCAAAAUUUAAAAGUCAAAUU
Molecule: messenger RNA, 1087 nt
Organism: Drosophila willistoni
Lineage: Eukaryota; Metazoa; Arthropoda; Insecta; Diptera; Drosophilidae
Product: calcyphosin-like protein
Exons: 5
Coding region: 236-934 (232 amino acids)
Molecular function (GO): calcium ion binding
Source: RefSeq, a predicted model, not a curated record